AUGAAGCCCCAUCGCGCUCACAGAUUCCUCCGGAAGGUGUUGGAAUUUUUCCAUUUAUCUGCUUCCUCAUCGAAACGAGCAACCAAGGCUCGCAGCAAUGCUAAGCUGUGGUGUGUUGCUACCACCGCAUCUCCUCUACACAGCAUUGUCGCUGCCCGAGGAUAUGACCAAUCUGAAGUGGAUGAUCAAAAUGAUGAUCCUCCCCAGUAUACCACCUUUGGUGGUGCAGCCCUUGAAAAGCCAGUUUCAACUCGCAGCCAGCUGGAGAGUUGCAUUGUGAAACUGUGGAAGAAAGUCUGGCUGGGUCUUUAUCAGAUCGACGACAACGAAGAUCGGUAUCAUGUCGAGCGUCUCGAAGCACUUUCUCUCGGGGCCGGCUUGACUCGCACAUAUGGAGUUGGCGAGCUUCAAGUUCUUCGGCGUCAUUUUCUUCGAACCGAGACCAACAAUGGAAUUGCCUCGCUAAAGCUUUUCCAGGGCUUGUCGCUUUCAACUCUCUUAUCUGUGAUUCAUAUAUUGGAGGCAUAUGAAAGUGAAAUUGACAACAUGAGGCUGCUCUAUUCUAUCUUGCGAAGCGGUCAGCUUGCACUACAUCAGACUCCAGACCUUGCUCAAACUGCUGUUGUCAGAACUGAGUAUAUGGCAAUUGCGGAGCCGAUGGAGAAGCGAAUCAAGCAGUAUGAUAUCCGAAUGAAUGUGGUGAAUAUGGAAGUCUGCGAUGAGGCAAUGGGUUUCUAUCAGCGACAAAAGGGGGAAUAUAUACACCACAAGGCAUUCCCAAAUGCGUGGUAG
Penicillium griseofulvum is the source of this 792-nucleotide messenger RNA. RefSeq lists its product as uncharacterized. NCBI's taxonomy places the organism in Eukaryota, Fungi, Ascomycota, Eurotiomycetes, Eurotiales, Aspergillaceae. The record is from RefSeq and is a predicted model, not a curated record. Bases 1 to 792 code for a protein of 263 amino acids. The transcript has 2 exons.